Molecule: messenger RNA, 1197 nt
Organism: Plectropomus leopardus (leopard coralgrouper)
Lineage: Eukaryota; Metazoa; Chordata; Actinopteri; Perciformes; Serranidae
Source: RefSeq, a predicted model, not a curated record
AGUCCCAGCUUUGUGAUGACUGCCAUCAGACAGAUCUAUGAAGCUUGUGCCAGUCACUUUAUACCCAGUUUACUGAGGUCUCUGGAUCAUGUGAUCAACCUGACCUGCAGAGAGAUGGACUCGGCCGACUGGGAUGCUCUGCUGUUUAUCCUGAAACACGGUGACAGCGUCAAACUGAACCUCCUGUGGACCUCCAUACCAGCAGAGCAAAUAAAGUUCUUGGUCUUCACACUGGACAGAGUGUCUCAACUCAGUGUUGACAAGGAUGUACUGCUGAAGUUGGUCCACUACUGUGCUGCCUAUGACGCCCAGCAGGGGGCGGCAGUCAGCCUGCUCAGGACUCUGCAGCACUGUCUGGAUCUGUCCUGCUCCUCCUGUGUGGACCUGGUUCAGAGGGAGCCUCUCCGUCUGUCCGCUAAUGACUGCAGGGACAUCUCCACCAUCCUGACACACAGCUGCCAGGACACACGACUCAUCCUGCAGGACUGUGAGGUGGAGGACAGUGGAUUGGACCUGCUGUUUCCUGUCCUGGACAGAGUCCGCCUCCAAGCCAGUAAAGCCAUCCUCCUGCAGCUGAUGUCCUUGAUCCCUUCGUACAGUGAGAGGGACAGAGUGAGACGGGCAGUGUCCCUCUGUAGAGCCCUGGCUGGAGAGCUGGACCUCAGUCACACCACAUUGCCUCAGAGUGCCUUUGUGGCUUUGGUCCUGAUGCUGGAUGGGUGUGAAGAGCUGGUGGAGCUGGACCUCAGUCACUGUCAGCUCACCGACCAGCUGCUGGACACACUCAGCCCACAUCUGCACAAAGUCCAAGUCCUGGAUCUGAGUCACAAUAACAUCACUGAUGCCUCAACUGACCAGUUAAUUAAACUGGUUUCCAGCAACCCUUUCAUUCGCACUGUGAGAAUCUUCAGCAACAAGAUUUUGGACCGAGCGUCCUUUAAGAAACACCGGCAGUUUGAAAUAUGGUGAAGCGGUCGUCAGUGUGCUGGUCAUGUGCUCCUCAGGGAUAAAUGUUUACAACAAAUAUUACAAUAUUACUGCCAUGUAGGUAGUAUUAUGGAGGUACUUUAGUCUUUUACGGUGAAAACCCUGUGAUGACAACGGUUAUUUCCGUUUCCUUUCCAAACAAAUACAGUUGUAUUUAUGUUAACUUAAUUUUUUUAAACUUUGCAAAAACUGUAUUUAAGGAUUUAAGUC